CUCCCGCCGGACAAAGUGGCAAAGAGCGAUAAACGUCGGCACGAGCUGAACGUCAUAUUAACCAGUGUGGAUUUGGCGUACCGGGCGGCGGACCAAAGGGAUAAAUGCAAAAAGGAGGGGGAGGGUGAGGAAUAUGGGCGAGAGCAGAGCAAUUAUAUGCAACGGCCACCAUUGUAUUUCGCCCCUGAAUCGAUUAUACCGCUGUGCCGCAGGACCGUUGCGCUCCAGGGCUAG
Molecule: messenger RNA, 234 nt
Organism: Pyricularia grisea
Lineage: Eukaryota; Fungi; Ascomycota; Sordariomycetes; Magnaporthales; Pyriculariaceae
Exons: 1
Source: RefSeq, a predicted model, not a curated record